AUCAAUCGAAUUUCUGCGAAUGAAAAAAAUUUGUUUUUAAAACAAAUUUAAUUAAUAAUUAAUUAAGUCUUUAUUGAAUUGAGUGUGCAGGAAAGAGUCACUAAAAUGGCUGAAGAUGAAGAGGCUGCUCCCGAAACCUUGGAAGAAGCAGGUGUGCUGGAGGCUGAUGUUGGGGCGAGAUUUGACCAGCAGCUGGCGGGCAUCGACCCCAAGCUCAAGAUCGAUAUGGACCCCUUCGCCCACCGCGACCUGCGGCCCGAGAUGAUGUUCAUCCGCGAGGAGCUGCGGCAGGCCAAGUGGCAGACCCUGGCUAUCCAUAGACGGCGAGCAAAAGCAAGAAAAGCAAGAAGAAUAUUGCCUGUUAAAGGUAAAAGUCAUCCGACCACACAACAGACGCGUCUCCGUAGUUUUCAAGGAGGCAAACGAGCAGACGGAUCACCUAAUGGUAAGUGAUUACCGUCGCCCAUAGACACCCGCAGAC
Molecule: messenger RNA, 481 nt
Organism: Ostrinia nubilalis (European corn borer)
Lineage: Eukaryota; Metazoa; Arthropoda; Insecta; Lepidoptera; Crambidae
Exons: 5
Coding region: 106-453 (115 amino acids)
Source: RefSeq, a predicted model, not a curated record